This is a messenger RNA of Coturnix japonica (Japanese quail), 3934 nucleotides long. It is a transcript of the gene UBIAD1, whose product is annotated as UbiA prenyltransferase domain containing 1. Gene Ontology annotation, biological process: menaquinone biosynthetic process; vitamin K biosynthetic process. The record is from RefSeq and is a predicted model, not a curated record. NCBI's taxonomy places the organism in Eukaryota, Metazoa, Chordata, Aves, Galliformes, Phasianidae. Gene Ontology annotation, cellular component: endoplasmic reticulum; Golgi membrane. Gene Ontology annotation, molecular function: prenyltransferase activity.
UGAGCUCUCAUCAAACACUACGGCACCUACAGCGGGGAUGGGAGGCGCCGCAGGGCAGCACUUAGUGCUUCCAUCGCAGCCCGAUGUGGCGCUACGUGUCGCCGUUGUGCCGCACGGAGCGGAACCCUCGGCUCGGGGCUGAGUGCCGGGGGGGGCGGGAGCUGUGAGAGCAUGGGGCCGGCCGAGCUGGUGCAGAAGAUCAGCAUUAACGCCGAGAGGAACGAGUGCGGGCCGGGGGCUGAGCGCGGCCCCGCCGGCGGCUGGAGGCAGAAGUGCGCGGCCUAUGUGCUGGCACUGCGGCCAUGGAGCUUCAGCGCUUCCCUCACCCCCGUGGCUCUGGGCAGCGCGUUGGCCUACAGGGCACAGGGAGCGUUGGACCCGCGCCUGCUGGUGGGCAGCGCCGUGGUCGUACUGGCCGUGCACGGGGCCGGUAACCUGGUGAACACGUAUUACGACUUCUCCAAAGGCAUCGAUCACAAGAAGAGCGAUGACAGGACGUUGGUGGACCAGAUCUUGGAACCUCAGGACGUGGUGCGGUUCGGGGUGUUCCUGUACACCGUGGGCUGUGUCUGCGCUGCUGGGCUCUAUGUUGUCUCAACGCUGAAGCUGGAGCACCUGGCCCUGAUUUACUUCGGGGGGCUGUCCAGCUCCUUCCUCUAUACUGGAGGGAUUGGAUUUAAAUAUGUUGCGCUUGGAGAUGUGGUGAUCCUGAUCACCUUUGGGCCCCUGGCGGUUAUGUUUGCCCAUGCUGUGCAGGUUGGUUAUCUGUCUGUCUCACCGCUGCUCUACGCUGUCCCUCUGGCUCUCAGUACUGAGGCCAUCCUGCACAGCAACAACACGCGAGACAUGGAGUCUGACCAGCAGGCGGGCAUUGUCACCUUGGCUAUCCUCAUCGGCCCUGCGUUCUCCUAUGUUCUCUACACCGUGCUGCUCUUCUUACCCUACUUGAUUUUCUGUGUGUUGGCCACACGCUACACCAUCAGCAUGGCGCUGCCGCUGCUCACCAUCCCGAUGGCGUUUUCACUGGAGAGGCAAUUUCGGAGUCAAAACUUCAACAAAAUUCCUCAGCGGACAGCCAAACUCAAUCUCCUUUUGGGGCUCUUCUAUGUUUUUGGAAUUAUGCUGGCACCAGCUGGUGCUCUGCCCAAACUGUAAUGAGCUGUAGAGCCAGACCUCUCAGUUCAGUAUUAAUGCCAAUGAAGAAGGGGAUUAUGUGGGUAGUUGACCUGUUAUGGACAGUGUGAAGCACAGAGACUGUUCUGAGCUGUUGAUUGUAUGUGAGUGUUAUGAUUUCUGGUCUUGGUUAGCUUGCACAGCCGGCUUUAGAGAAGCCAUUUAUCAGUUCCUUGGAAUAUCGCUUCCUUGCAGCUUUGAUUCUGGAGAAGCAACGUGACCUGAGGACAAGAGUUUAAAGAAUGUCACCCUUCUGCUGCUGAAUUCUGAGGAGCUUCCUCUGUUAAUGGAAGUAAGAUUGAAUCUGAUGCAAACUCUCCCUUCACAAGUAGAUCGAUUGCUCUUACAACUCCUUACCGUGGUCAUGGAGUUCAGUGGCUCCUACAUGGCAAAUAGAAAGCACUGCCAAAAGUUUAGCAUCACAAUGAUGUAGGUGCUAUUACUUCACCCCCUUGAGCCCACGAUUCAUCAGUUGUGUAUCUUUUAGUUUGGUUUUCUUUUCCCUUUUGAGCUCUUAUUUCCAAGCCCCCCCCACUUUUAUGGCAGACCAGUUUGUGUGACUGAAUCCCACUUAAAUGUUAGGAGCUCUGAAGUGAGUUUCCCCACCUCUUCUCCUCCCUCUGCACCUCACAGUGUUGUUUUAUUUUCUUCUCUAGAUCUCACCUACUGAUACUUUGACUGUUUGGAGAACUGUUUGUUUCAGUAAAUGUGCAGCAGUGCAAACCAUGCCAAACAUCACUGGGAAACAUCCGGUCACUUUCCAUACAGAGAUAAAUUUGGUCUGUUCUGUUGUUAUUUAGUGGCAGUUGAAUUCUCUUUUUUGGAAGAAAUAGUAGUUAUUUCCUACACUUGGGGGUUGUAAAGAGCUUCACAGGGAUUCAUCCUGGUGUUCCACUCCUGCUGUUAGUGCCUGGAGCACAGAGUUGCUUUCAACCCAAGGGGGAGUGUGUUAAUUACUAUAGAAAGGACUUCUAAACACGAGCAAUAAGCUUAGCAUGGUGUUGCCCUCCGUCUGUCAUAACUAAGCCAUACAUUCAGAAGUACUGAGUGUUGUAUUAGGGGAGUGUGCCACUGCCAGCACUGAAACUGUUAAUAAGACAAGAUUACACAGUAUUGAGAGUUCAGUGAGACAGUAGCUGAUCUGACAGCACGAGACAAGAAGAUACAGACUUCAGCAUCUAUCUGCUGCUGUCUACAGCAAAACACUUGGUUAGAUUAGAAACGUGAGGAGAAAAGGAGAAAAUUCAGCUUGGGCAGAUGGAGGGAGAAUAGACAGAAGUGUUUUGGUAACUGCUUUAGGUAGAGAUGGACAACACAGUACUGUUGUUUCUUUGUGGACCUACAGAAUAAAGGGCUUGGCUCUGUGACCUGCAUCACUUUUCUGCAGAGUAAAGGCUUUUUAGAGAUAUGUUGAGCUGCUGCAUCUGCUCAUUGUACACUCAGAGAUAGGUGGGUUUAUUCACCCCUCGUGGCUCCAUUGUCGCCCUUUGUAGCAGCUUCAUUUUACGAUGGCUCGUUUUUACAUAGCUGUCAGUUUAAAAUAGUCGUUCUCAUUUUCUACUCCUUACACAUAGAGUUACUGAAGCUAUAUUUCUUAUGGUAACUAAGACAUGGCUCACGUAUCUGAUAGCUGUACUGGUGGAGAAAGACCUGGGCAAUAACUAGUAGUGAAGUUGUGUAUGCAGCUGUGGUUGUAUUGGGGCUGCACUUUAGUCAUGGGAAGGACCAUUGCUUUUUGUUCAAGGAGAUGAAGGAAGAGUUCACUAAUACUGUGUGUGUUUGUGGAACUCUAUCCCUGCAGAGGAGUUUCAAAGCAGUGAGGAUUAGGAGAAAAUCAGUCUAAAAUGCUUUUGCUUCCUAACAGAUGCCGGUUGCAUACAGUUCCCUGUCUGUGAAGGAAUAAUUCCAUGUUCUUGGGGAUACUGAUAAGAGCUCCCACUUUCUUCCCCAUGGCUUUGAGGAAGUCAUUUACCCACUUUAUGUAUCAGGAAACAGCUAACUUCUGCCUACCUCACAGGGACGCUGAGCCAACAUCACUAUCACAGCUUUGAAAGUAACAAGUGCUUUAUCUCUGUGUGCUUUCCAAAAGCGUGUUAGCAUUAGAAAGUAUUUUAGGUAUGAACUAACAUGACGAGAGGCUGAAGCAGUGUGAGCAGACCACAAUCACCUCCGAGCUGACAUUGAGUGCUAAGAGAGGCUCCCUUGGCUUGUUUUGUGACGAGGAUGCUGAGUCGUUCCCUGUCUUUCUCCCCCCUGUCCCAUGUGAAUAUACACUUCUUAAGGUCUCUCUUGAGCUGUGUUGCUGUGUGAUGAGUCUGCACUGGUAGGUUCACUGAUCACCUGCCGAUGUGUCCUGAAGCACCUCCUGGCCUUUCUUACUCAAUAAAACGACUGAAUGUUAUCCUGUUACCUGUACUGCAUUCAAUUAUUUUAUAUCUCUGUGUUUUUCACAUGCAUUUGAGAAUUCUCUGGGAAGGAAGGGGUUUUUCUCUGUAGUGAUUAUACUAUAAGAACAUGAAAGCUCAUACCUAUUAUUUUAUGUGUACUGAGUCUUAUGAGCUGUUAUGUCCUUCCAUCUCACUGGAUAAGUUCAGUAGCAGUGGUCACCUCAUUAACAGCAGUUUUCAGGGCGGUGUAAGUGUUUUCAAUAGGCAGAAUUUCCUUUGAUGCACUUUUCUGUGCCACGCACUGCUCAGCAUUUAUAAGGAGCUUCCAGCUCAACUUUUAAUCUUUCUAAUAAAGGUGGACUUUCUCAUCUUCA